AUGCCCUUAUCCUCCUCUUCCCGCCGUCGCCGAGGCGGGCGCGGCGGACGACGCGGCCGCAAUGCGCCGACGGCGCCGGCGGCCGCGGAUGAGACGGAGACGAGGAACUGGGCGGAGCUGCCGCUGGACGCGAUCUCGGCCAUCCUCCACAAGCUCGACCACGUCGACAUCCUGAUGGGGGCGGGCCAGUUGUGCCGCUCCUGGCGCGGCGCCGCUCGCGACGAGCCCGAGCUGUGGCGCCGCAUCAACAUGCUAGGCUACGCCGACCUCGAGCACGAGCUCAACUUCCCCGGGAUGGCGCAGGCCGCCGUCCGCCGCAGCGCGGGGAGGUGCGAGGCGUUCUGGUGCGAGUACGCCGCCGACCACGACUUCCUCCUCUACCUCGCCGACCAGGCACCAUCUCUUAAGAGCCUUCGCCUCAUUUCUUGCUAUGAUGUUUUCGAUGAUGGACUCACUGAGGCGAUAAUGAAGUUCCCUUUGCUUCAGGAGCUCGAGCUUUCAGUGUGUCCAAAUGUGGAUGACAGUGGUGUCUUUGGGGUUAUCGGUAAAGCAUGCCCACAGCUGAAACGCUUCAGACUGUGUAAGGAUGUGUUCUUUGAUUAUGAAGCCAGUGAGCAGGAAAAGGACGAGGAAGCCCUGGGGAUUGCGACUAUGCACGAGCUACGCUCUUUGCAGCUGUUUGGCAAUAGCCUCACCAACAAAGGGCUGACAGCCAUCCUGGACAAUUGCCGACACCUGGAGUCCCUUGACAUCCGCCACUGUUUCAACGUCACCAUGGACGAUGCCCUGCGUGCAAAGUGUGCCAGGAUAAGCACACUGAGGCUUCCGAAUGACUCAACCGAUGACUACGACUUCAUUGUGAAGAGCCCUAUUUGGAGGAAUUCAGAGUCCUUUCUGGGUGAUUAUGUGGGAUCUGAUUCUGACUACGAGCUUGGCUCGGAUGAUUACGACGACUACUGCGAUCCUUCCCGCUACCUUGAUGGUGUGUAUGAGGACGAGCUUAAUGAUGAAGCGAGGAUGCUUCUCAGGGGCAUGCGUAUGCUUAUGAAGUGA
This is a messenger RNA of Triticum turgidum subsp. durum (durum wheat), 1053 nucleotides long. NCBI's taxonomy places the organism in Eukaryota, Viridiplantae, Streptophyta, Magnoliopsida, Poales, Poaceae. The record is from the annotation of a GenBank genome assembly.